This is a messenger RNA of Dicentrarchus labrax (European seabass), 914 nucleotides long. It is a transcript of the gene saysd1, whose product is annotated as SAYSVFN motif domain containing 1. The coding region runs from base 224 to 763 and encodes 179 amino acids. The record is from RefSeq and is a predicted model, not a curated record. The transcript is spliced from 2 exons. NCBI's taxonomy places the organism in Eukaryota, Metazoa, Chordata, Actinopteri, Moronidae.
AAGGUAAACAAACGCCUCGCUAAUGCUAGCAGCACGGUGAGAUCUGUCCACAAUGUAGUUACAGUGAGAGUCAGAGUGAAUGGCAGUCAGUGUAAUUGUAUUGGACCUUGUGGGACGCUGUUUUGAACCGAAGUCGCUCCCGGUGAGUCUUGAAUGAGUUGCUCCAGCCGGUGUUUUGCCACGUACACCUGAACGUUAAUAAGGAAGUGGUGUUGGUGUGUCGAUGGAGCAGAAGCUGGCGGAGUUCAGAGCCAGACGACAGGCUGAAAAUGCUGCUGUAAAGGUCGAGGGUGUUGAUCCGCAGUGCAGAGCACGGACAGUAGCGGACACAGCCCCUCAGACUGAAACAACAACAACAACAACAACAACAACAGACAAUCAACAGACAAAGGAGGAGACAGGAAAUAUCAGAGAUUCACCUGAGAGCUCUCCGAGGAAGGACCGUAGUGAUUGGCUGCUGGACAGCGCUCUGGGAAGAUGGCUGACUUCGGGACAAUUGGUCUUCUCAAACCUCGCUCUGCUUAAAGUGCUGCUGUGGCUGGUGCUGCUCGGUCUGUUUGUUGAACUGGAGUUUGGCCUGCCUUUCUUCGUCAUUUCCCUCUUCUACUGGCUCUAUGAAGGACUCCGUAGUCCAGCUGCCCGCGAACCUGGAGAACUGAGCGCUUAUUCUGUCUUCAACCCAGACUGUCAGCCUCUGCUGGGCUCUCUCACUGCAGAGCAGCUGGAGGGAGAGAUGGGUUACAGACCUCUGGCUAACAGAUGAAGCGCUUGUGAUUUGCACAUUUAUAUAUUUAAAAAAAAAGAUCAGAUCUUUUUGUCUUUUCAAAAAUGUUAAUUUUAUUCAGGAAUGCACAGUGACUUAAAAUAGUAAUUAUUUCUGUAUAACACAUUAAAUUGAGAUUGGUUUGCUUACA